Molecule: messenger RNA, 863 nt
Organism: Dentiscutata erythropus
Lineage: Eukaryota; Fungi; Glomeromycota; Glomeromycetes; Diversisporales; Gigasporaceae
Source: the annotation of a GenBank genome assembly
UGUCCUAUAGUGUUGAACAAUUCGCAGAGCCUUUCCCGGUUACCUUACAAGCAACUGACGAUAUGUCUUCAAAGUCAAGACAAAAGCAACCAGCGUUCAAGGGAAUUUCCGCUUCCGAUGAAAUGAAAUACAAAAGGAAAUACAGAGAACUGAAAAAGAAGAUCCGUGAAAUGGAAGAGGAAAAUGAAAAAUUGACACUCAAAUUAACUAAAGCAAAAAAGAAUAUACAACGAUUGCGGAUAGAGCGAAAUUUUCUGUUCGAUCGAUUAGAGCAAUCACAACCCACGAAUGAGUCUGAAUCAGAGCCAUCAUCUUCGCCACAAAGAGUGAUAGAUUCUGAGGAGGAAUUAUCUUCGGUGGGUAGUGAUGAUAAUGAUGAUAAUGGCAAACGUAGAAGACAAAAUAGGGACCCUAACGCGCCUAAACGACCAAGAAAUGCUUUCUUAAUGUAUUGUCAAAUGCAACGUGAACAAGCGAAAGAGGAAAACCAAAACAAAGGGUUUCAAGACGUUACUCGAAUUCUGAAAAGACAACGUUAUGAAAAAGAAAUGUCUACAUACGUUAGCACGUCAUUUCUUCAAUCUGACGGCACACAAAAUCUUGAUAUUGGAAGUAAUGUAGAUAAAUUGUCAAUGACAGGCCUUGGUUCUUCACCAUCAUCGUCGGUUUUAGCAGCAAAUGUUUCAGAGGUAUCAAAUAAUUUGCACCAUAAUCGGGAACAUUUUGUAGAUGAAAGCGAAAGAGGGAUAAAUUCGGACUAUGUUGAUGAUGAUCUAGAUUCUGUAAGCGAGGAAAUGGUCGAUGAAUUAGCAGCAGAUAGAGAUACAAACGGCUGGCUCGGUCCGGCUCACGGAUCAUGUUAG